This is a messenger RNA of Condylostylus longicornis, 989 nucleotides long. Its product is annotated as protein sisterless A. The record is from RefSeq and is a predicted model, not a curated record. The coding region runs from base 155 to 835 and encodes 226 amino acids. The transcript is spliced from 2 exons. Lineage: Eukaryota; Metazoa; Arthropoda; Insecta; Diptera; Dolichopodidae.
UCACGCUAUAAAAACAGUAUGCAAUUUGGGAGAGAUUAACAGUUUUUAAAUAAUUUUUGACAAAUCAGGUUGUGCAUUAUUGUUUCAAAUUAAAUAUUUUGAUAUAGUGAAAUAAAAAUUGAAUUUUUACAUUAUUUUUUAUAACCAAUAAAAAAUGAGUUUGUGUAGUGAUGUACAUAAUCGAAAAAUUCAUAGAACUUUUUUUCCAAAUUAUACACUAGAAGCUGGAUUAAUUUUACAAAACCUGCACAAAAACUUUUCUAAUACCUAUGAUGUACAAUUGAUCGAUAAUCAUGAUACACACCUAUUAUAUCAACGUCAGCAUUUAAAUUUUAAAGAUGAUCGUAAAACUUGGAUUGAGCAAGCUAUUGAUGUAGAAAUGGUAAACAUACAAAAUCAUUACCAACAAGAAGAAAAUCAGUAUGUCGAAAGAAUGUUAAUUGAACAACCACCGGUUGUAAGCAUUCGUCGAAAUACAAAGGAAUCUGAAAUGAAGGAUCCGGUUCAAUUACAGAAAGCUGAAUCUUGCCGACGUUCUCGAUUGAAUGGAAAAAUUAAAAAAGCCAAAACUCGUUUUCGUCAUCAAUUUGUAACGGAAAAAUUAUCUAAAAGUUGUAAUAUGUUAAGAAAUAUAUACGAAGUAAUUCAAUAUGCUGAAAACAAGUUAAUUCAAGGUGGUUUUGACAAAAAAGUUUUAGACGAGUUGAAACGUACUUUAGGUAUGAAUAAGAAUGUUUCAGAACUGCUAAAUAUUGAAUUAAUUCAAUCUAAUAACAAUAAUACAACUACUGUACGAAAUACAAAACUUGAUAAAAAUAAGAACUUUUCAAUAUAAAAUUUCAAUUGAAAUAUCAAAUGAGAUAUUAAUUUUAAUCAGUUUUAAAAAUUUAACAGAAAAAUAAUGUUCCUUUAGUUUUUUAAUUUGUACAUAAAAACUUAAGUUAUUAUAUUAAAUGAAUUAAAAAAAUCUACAUUUAAGUUUGAAAUAA